AUGGAUGAUUUCGUCACUGCGCGGGUGGCUCAACAUUGUGCUGAGGAAGGCCAGAUUACGACCGUGGUGGUGUAUUUUGCUGGCCAUGGGGUUGAGAAUGCAGCAGGGCAGUUGAAUGUGUGCCUAUCUGAUGUCGGGCACUCCAGCAACAACGCUUCACAUGGGUUUAUGUCUGCGAAAACUCUCACCGAUAAUCUCGUUGCGAAAAUCUCCAAAAAGGCUGGCUCUUCCAAAGGCUUGGCAUGUCUUGCCUUUUGGGAUUGCUGUCGCAUGUACACACCGCAGCUGCCACACAAGCCACCAAAUCCCGUCCGUAAUAAGCUUCAGCUUCAGCAUGCCGAGAUCAGGUCCUGUAAGUCAGGACAAGCAGCCCGGGAUGGAGUUUUUGCUUCUGCACUUUGCCGCUAUGUCGAACGAAACGAUUGCUAUCAGCUCAAAGAGCUUUACGAGCUAGUGAACGCCGAUGUAGAAAAAGCAACCUAUCGGUAUCAGACGUGUUCUUUCAUCUGCGAAUCCACCGAGCUUUCCCUGCGUGCAGACCUCUUCGUGACACCAGCGAAGUGGGCUGAGUGCUGUUUUAAGCUGGAGGAGUUGAAACCUGACGAGGUAGGCGAAGUUCCGAAUGAGACCGCGUUCUUCACAGAAAACUUGGAGCUCAAGGAACAGACACAAAGGCUGCAGGACGAGAAGAACCAAAUGCAGCAGAUGCAGACGUUUCUGGUAAAGGAGGACGAUCGAGUUCGAUUUGGUUCGACGGCUGGAAAAUGGGGACACAUAGUCUUCGUGCCUGCACAGCUGUGUUGCCUGUAUUGUACCUUUCGAUCGCUACUGUUGCCACUUGUAGUUGAAGUUGCUGUGCAACAAUGCGAGAAAGAUUUACGCAAAAUCCAAUCUUCUCAAGCUCUCUUGUCGAUCUGGCAUGGACUUCUCGUUGGCGGCACCACAAUUGCCAUUGCAUGCGCUUGGAGCCUACGGAUGAAGAAUACUACUCUGGCUUCACGGAAUCAAGUGCUGAGUCAGGACGUCAGCAAACUGCAUGAAGAUCUACAGCAGUCGGAAAGGAGAUUGCAGGAAAUCCACCAAACAGUACAUCAGCUUCGUCAGCAUGUGCAGCGGGCGGAACAGGCAUGUCGAGAGGCUCAACAAGCAGAGCGACAAGAACACAGCAAGCGGAAAGCUGCGGAGCAAGCAGAGCGACAAGAACACAGCAAGCGGAAAGCUGCGGAGCAAGAACUGGAGGUCGUCCAAGAUGCACGUCGACGUGCUGCUAAUUAUCGCAGAGCAAAUGUUGUCCGUCGCAAAGAAGUCUACUUUUCAGGAAUCUUCACCAACUGUUGUUUAUGUGGGAAAGAGGGAAUCGGCAAAGAAUACCAUUGGAGGUCGAAGGAAAAUUCGAACUGCUCAUUCUGCUGCGCGUGCAUCGACGAUGAGUUGGAGUGA
Molecule: messenger RNA, 1440 nt
Organism: Symbiodinium sp. CCMP2592
Lineage: Eukaryota; Dinophyceae; Suessiales; Symbiodiniaceae
Source: the annotation of a GenBank genome assembly